Molecule: messenger RNA, 2188 nt
Organism: Pseudogymnoascus verrucosus
Lineage: Eukaryota; Fungi; Ascomycota; Leotiomycetes; Thelebolales; Thelebolaceae
Exons: 8
Coding region: 254-1555 (433 amino acids)
Source: RefSeq, a predicted model, not a curated record
CUUAAAACUAGUGUUGAAAAAGCAACUAUAGAAUACUGAAAUGGCCAUAUCUACUGCCCUUUCCCUGUACUGUUGGUUACAGGCAUAGCACGUAUGCCUGCAACGAACUGUUCAUGCCUGUAACCAACAGUUCGGCACUUCCCUCGGAACGCCCCUGAAUGCAUAGACCAGACUGAGCCCAUAUAUCUAUCAACUACCCUUGGCACAUGUGAGCCGUUCUGUCAUUGUUCUGCCAUCCACAGUCGCAUGCGAAAUGUUGCUUCUUCGUGUCAUAUUACCAUGGACAAUCCUCUUGAGGGCUUGCUUCGCCCAGCAGGAUCUCUUGAGUCAAUUACCACAAUGCGCGUUGCUAUGCUUUGCGGCUGCUUUACCCACAACAACGUGCUCGGCCACUGACCUUGGGUGUCUUUGCGUCGACGCACCAUUCAUCAAUACUGUCGCGGCUUGCAAUGCUGGCAAUUGCACCGUUGUUGAGAAUCUGCAGAGCACCAACCAGACUUAUGCGGCAUGUGGCGUCCCGAUACGCAGUCAGGGCACGACAAUAACUGGACUCGCCGGAUCCUUUGGCGUUAUGGCUUGGGUCAUGGUCGUUUUGCGUCUGAUUCAUCGACACUUUUCUACACAAGCAAAGCUAGGCUGGGAUGAUUAUUUAGUUGGUCUGGCUGGAUUAUCAUCUAUGGCUAUGACAAUUCCAGCCCUCCUUGCUGUUAAGGAAGGGUUUGGAACAGACAUAUGGGGUUUGACACCAACUCAGAUUACCAAUUGCCUUCGUUUUCUCUAUCUGGCUUACCCCUUUUAUAUGACCACCGAGGCCUUCUGCCAGGUUUCCAUCCUCGCCUUUUACCUCCGCUUUAUGAUGGACCAAAAGACCUUGCUCUUUGUCAAGGGUCUUAUGGUAUUUGUCACUGCCUUCGGAAUCGCAAACACGUUCUGCAUGAUUUUCUCGGUCACGCCCAUAAACUUCUUUUGGAAUGGCUGGAAAGGCGAGAUGGUUGCUACUAGUUCUAUCGACAUGAAUCUAUUCAGCUUCGUCCGUGGCGGCAUUGAGAUUGGUCUCGAUCUGGUUAUUCUGUGCCUUCCGCUGCCUAUGCUUGCUAAACUUCACAUGUCUUUGGAGAAGAAGAUCCAUAUCAUGUCUAUGUUCUGCGUCGGCUUUGUUAUCACUGGUGUUAGCUGCGCCCGACUGCAUGCCUUGGUCCAGUUUGCCAAAACCUCAAAUCCAACCUAUGAUAAUACGCCUACUAUCUAUUGGUGCGCAAUCGAGGCAGAUCUCUUCAUCAUCGUUGCCUGUAUGCCUUCUAUACACGCAGUCUUUAGUAGAAUGCGGUCAUCCAGCGACACCGGCGACUCGACCGGAUACGAUCGCAGCGACAAAAGCUCAUAUUUCAAUCGCUCCAAACGCUCAGAGAACUCUGGUAGCAACCAAAACUUUGGGGGGAUUUCCAAGUCGACGGAAGUGAAUGUUUAUAGUACUGAACGGGCUGAUGCGUCGGACGUGGAGUUGGUGGAUCGACCGGCUUACUUGAAGGACUUUGAUAGGAAAGCGCAUGAAUAAUAAAUGGCGCCUAUUUUUUGCUCAACCCCAAAGCAGUCAGGCGGUAGUGCUUGGAUUCAAACGAAAAGGCAAUAAAAAAGGAAUGCCUGGAACUCGGGAUCGGGCACAGACAACUCAGUGAUAGAGGAAGCACUGGUUUUGUUUUUGGGUCCUCUUAAUGAGGUAGGAGGGGAUAUGUUGCCACUAGGAGCUAACCACUAUUCCAUCACUCUUCUAUUUGCUUGUUUCGAGACAAGGGGGCUGAGAUUCGGGAUGUAGCCCUCAUAGAUACCCAUUUGGUUUCAAUCAUAGCGUGAUUGUAGGAUUUUUAAGGAGAGUUUGCAGGGGUGUCCCCAUUGCCAGUCAGCAGCGGUCUGUAUAGGGGCAAGGAAGUCAGUGUGACUAUGGGGUGGAGUGGUGAGAUCACAACUCGGUGAUAGCGCAGGCAUACUGAUGGGUCCAAUGUACCAUUUAUGAUGAGAAGAGAAUGGUAGACUUGGCCAGAAAUACACCUCCUGCGCCCAAAUCAGGAAAGAAAAACUGCCUACCAAACCUGUCGAAUCAAUCUCUCAGCCAACCCCUCUAAAAAUAGUUCCAUGAAAGCUCUCUUCGUGACUAAGUAAAGCGAUUAACUCAUCCUUACUUAACUUAACA